AUGCCCCGACGAAAGCAUCUACGCCUUCCACAACGAGACCGAGGCGGAUCGGUCGAGAUAUAUCUUUAUCGAGAUUGCAUCUCAAAAUGCUUUGGGAACCAAUUCUGCUAUUCGUUGCGGUACGAUGAGGGUCGACACGACACCUGCGCUAUGUAUUACUUCAGCGCGUACAACUGCACACACCAAACCCUCGUCCAAGCCCGAACCAUCGAGUACAAGGGAGUCCCGGUGACGAUCGACUGCCUACGGUGUCCGAAUAAUGGCGAAUUCAUCACCGCCCCGCCGGUCGAUUUCGUUGGAGAACAAACGCUUGACGCUAUGCACCAACUCGACAACAAGGGAUUGGAUCGGAAGGGGAAGGAAGAGGAGGAGGAAACUGCCGAAACUGUUCGUGUGCACCGGCCAUCCGAGAAAAUCGACACCACCACGGUCGAGCCGCUAUCCACGACCACCGAAGCCGCCAACUCCGAGACGGUCACCUCGCAGAUCGUCAUGAUUCACACCGAGCCGACCACCGAGGGUGAAGCGUCAACCACUCCGUCAACUACAGAAGACGCCGAGGAACACCCGAAUCAGCCCACCGCCACCCCGCACUCGCUACACUUUGAUCCUAUCGACUGCGACGGCGAGAUCGCGUACUACGGGACGACGAACGUCGACUUUGAGACGGUGCAGCUGCUGAUCAACGAGACGACGGCCGACACGGCAGCCGAGUGCGCCAAGAAGUGCUUCAGCGCCGGAUGCGGG
Mesorhabditis spiculigera is the source of this 747-nucleotide messenger RNA. NCBI's taxonomy places the organism in Eukaryota, Metazoa, Nematoda, Chromadorea, Rhabditida, Rhabditidae. The record is from the annotation of a GenBank genome assembly.